Cornus florida is the source of this 1903-nucleotide messenger RNA. Its product is annotated as UDP-glucuronic acid decarboxylase 1. The coding region runs from base 322 to 1632 and encodes 436 amino acids. Gene Ontology annotation, biological process: D-xylose metabolic process. The record is from RefSeq and is a predicted model, not a curated record. The transcript is spliced from 7 exons. NCBI's taxonomy places the organism in Eukaryota, Viridiplantae, Streptophyta, Magnoliopsida, Cornales, Cornaceae. Gene Ontology annotation, molecular function: UDP-glucuronate decarboxylase activity; NAD+ binding. Gene Ontology annotation, cellular component: cytoplasm.
AAUUACAUUUACAAGCAAGCGAGAAACGGACUCUCCUGCAUCUCCCUCCAUCUCUCUCUCUCUCUCUCUCUCUCUGUGAAAUGGAAUGAAAUAGUUUCAGAAUGUACUUCACUUCCCUUUACACGCACAACACAUAGCUAGCACCACACAGUUCGCAAGAACACAACCCAAAAUGUUAUAGAACUCCCAUUAUUUCUCAACACAGUUCUUUCUCAAUUCAAUUUAAUCUUUCACGUUAGUUAUUGUUUAGUACCUGAAUUUAAUCUCUCUCUUGUGAACCCUUGAAAUUCAAUUCAAUUUAAUUCAAUUCUCAAAAGAACCAUGAAAUUGCACAAACAAUCUACUAUAAGCCACCGACGAGACGAAGAGAUCCCCACAAGCCAAACCUCUCCGUAUUCACCCAAAUCCUUAAAACACCCCAGAUCUCUACCAAGAUCCAUCCACUACCUCUUCAAAGAACAGAGACUCCUCUUCAUUCUUGUGGGUAUCCUCAUUGGAUCCACAUUCUUCAUCCUCCAACCCACUUUGUCCCGCCUCGGCCCCUCCGAGUCCCAUUCGUCGAUACCCAGAUCGUUUUCUGUCACAAAGCGUGAUUCUGUGUCGAACCCAUUUCGCAGUUCCAAGGAUUAUGGAACUGACAAGGUCAACGGAAGAGUGCCGGUGGGGAUCCCACGGAGACGGAUGAGAAUUGUGGUGACUGGCGGAGCUGGAUUUGUGGGUAGUCAUUUGGUUGAUAAGUUGAUUGCUAGAGGAGAUGAUGUGAUUGUGAUUGAUAAUUUCUUUACUGGGAGGAAAGAGAAUGUGAUGCACCAUUUUCAGAAUCCCAGGUUUGAGCUUAUUAGGCAUGAUGUUGUUGAACCCAUAUUGUUGGAGGUGGAUCAGAUCUAUCACUUGGCUUGCCCUGCUUCACCGGUUCAUUACAAGUACAAUCCUGUCAAGACUAUCAAGACAAAUGUGAUGGGUACCCUCAACAUGUUGGGACUUGCAAAAAGAAUUGGGGCUAGGUUUUUGCUCACUAGUACAAGUGAGGUUUAUGGGGAUCCACUUGAGCAUCCACAAAAGGAGACAUAUUGGGGAAAUGUUAAUCCAAUAGGUGUGAGGAGCUGCUAUGAUGAAGGGAAACGAACGGCUGAAACGUUAACAAUGGAUUAUCAUCGAGGUGCAGGGGUUGAGGUGCGCAUUGCACGUAUUUUCAAUACAUAUGGUCCUCGCAUGUGUCUAGAUGAUGGACGUGUUGUCAGCAACUUUGUUGCACAGGCCAUUCGCAAACAACCACUGACUGUAUAUGGUGAUGGAAAACAAACACGAAGCUUCCAAUAUGUCUCUGACUUGGUUGAUGGACUGAUGUCAUUAAUGGAAGGAGAGCAUGCAGGACCUUUCAACUUGGGUAACCCAGGGGAGUUCACCAUGUUGGAGCUCGCUGAGGUUGUUAAAGAAACAAUUGAUUCUAGUGCGAGAAUAGAAUUCAGAGAAAACACUGCUGAUGAUCCACAUAUGAGGAAACCAGAUAUUAGCAAAGCAAAGGAGCUGCUGAACUGGGAGCCCAAAGUAUCCUUGCGAGAAGGGCUGCCUCUCAUGGUGACUGAUUUUCAAAAUCGCAUCUUAAAUGAAGAUGAAGGCAAAGGGCACUAGUAAGGAUGACAAUCAAAUCAGUAUGUAUAGAGUUAAAAGCACAUUGUGUAUCUUGAAUAUUUUUUUUAACUAUAUCUUGAAUUGGUACUAUCGUUCCCUCACAUCUCGAGUUUCUGCUAUAAUCAUUCUCAUUUAUUUACAUUACCUGGAAAAUUUCAGCAAUAUGCUGCAUUUGUAAGAAGAUAUUUCUGUUAUUUCUCCACAUUUUUGCAACCAACGGGAAAAAAAUAUAUAUAUAGAAAAUGAAAUAAAACAUCUACAUUUGUGCUUU